AUGCGAAAUGAACAAUUUGCAAAUAAGACUUUUAUUUCGGAAGAACAUCUGGAGCAAGUCUGGAAUACGUUAUUAAGCACGCGUUAUGAGGAACUAGAGUUCAGUUUUAAAAAUAUUGCAUUCUUUCUAAAAAAUCCAUUUUAUCCAGCCUUUUUUUAUCCAAACUAUUGUGAAUUUAAAGAAUCUUUUGCCAUGCAACGAAAUUUACCAGAAAAUCAUAAUGGCACACUUUCGGAUCUUCUAGAUAAACAUUAUUCGGAUUUCCUAAAGGAGCCUUUGC
Molecule: messenger RNA, 280 nt
Organism: Racocetra fulgida
Lineage: Eukaryota; Fungi; Glomeromycota; Glomeromycetes; Diversisporales; Gigasporaceae
Source: the annotation of a GenBank genome assembly